GCGCCACGUAGCGCAUCGAAGAGAUCCAGCAUCUUCUCCACCUCGCUGUAUCCAUCGGCCGCGUUCUUCGCAUCGGUCGAUCUCCCUCCUCUCCUCCUCCGUCGCGCCGCAGACGCCAACCCCGAUCCCGAUGGCCGCCUCCGCCUCCGCCGCCGGCGCCGGCGCCGGCAAGUCGCUGUUCCAGACCUUCCGCAAGUUCUUCAAGAAGCCGUGGGAGAUCACCGGCCCGUGCGCCUCCCCCGAGUACCGCAGCGCGCUCCCGGGCGCCCUGGAGUACCGCCACCGCUGCCCGGCCACCCUGACGAAGGACACGAUGGCCGUCGUGCCCACCUCCGAGCCCGAGACCGUCUACGACAUCAAGUACUACACGCGCGACCGCCGCCGUGACCGCCCGCCCGUCCGCCGCACCCUCCUCCGCAAGCCCGACCUCGAGCGCUACAUGGCCGCCAAGCAGUUCGACCCCGCCAAGGACUUCCCCGUGCCUUACGUGAACACCGCCGUGGAGGAGGACUACGACGCCGUCGGCGGCGGCUACCAGAAGUGAUGGUCGAGGUAUCUACCUUUCUUGUGCUUGCACUUCGUCAGAAGUUGCAUUGUCUUCAUUUGUGCCCUUGAAAUCCAUUUUGUAUUUCAGAGGAAAAAAAAUCUGGUUGUAAGAGAUGAUGGCGGCAAUAAUAUGACACCUGUGGACUUUGCUGAAUGUAUCUUUCUUGUAAGUUGUAUCCUAAAACUUGGAACUACCUGAUGCUGAUGCUUUGGUAGUAUGGUUCAAUGAAAGAUGAAAUGUUUCCUUCUGUAA
Oryza sativa Japonica Group (Japanese rice) is the source of this 799-nucleotide messenger RNA. RefSeq lists its product as uncharacterized. Lineage: Eukaryota; Viridiplantae; Streptophyta; Magnoliopsida; Poales; Poaceae. The record is from RefSeq and is a predicted model, not a curated record.